Octopus sinensis (East Asian common octopus) is the source of this 1236-nucleotide messenger RNA. RefSeq lists its product as uncharacterized. The record is from RefSeq and is a predicted model, not a curated record. The transcript has 2 exons. The coding region runs from base 777 to 1178 and encodes 133 amino acids. NCBI's taxonomy places the organism in Eukaryota, Metazoa, Mollusca, Cephalopoda, Octopoda, Octopodidae.
UUAUAAAAGGAGAAAGUAGUUGAGUGAGUAACGUCACUACAUCGCAUUUUAUGUUGCUGUGGCACAUCUCGAACUGUCACCACCACCACCACCACCACCACCACCACCACCACCUUCAUUGACGACAACAACAGCAACAGCAAGUAAGGCCCAAAACAGGAACAGUUCUAUGGUUUAGUCUGUCUUCCCUUCUAACACCACCACCACCACCGCAACCGCAACCACCACCACCACCGCAACCACCACCACCACCACCGCAACCACCACCACCACCAUUAGCAACACCACGAACCAUUACAACGACGACGACCACUACCACCACCACCACGACCACCACCACCACUUCAUCAACAAUACCAAGAACACCAUGAAUAACUACAACACCUAAAACAACAAUAUAAAAAAAUCAUCAGAAGCAGGGACACUGAUACCACCUCCUCCGCCGCCGCCGCCAUCACAACAACAACAACAACAAUAUCGACAAGUUGUAACAAUAGUGUGAAUCUAAUAUUGAGUGAUAAUGAAUUUAAAGCAACAACGAUAAUACCCAAUAAUAUCGAUAACAAUUGCAACAACAACAAACACGGCUAACAACAAAAAAAGAUUUUAAACAGCUUCCACUAGAGCCAUCAUCAUCAUCGUCAUCAUCACCAUCAUUGUCAUCGCUAUCGUCAUCAUCAUCAUCAUCAAUAAUUAACAGUCAACUAGAACCAAAUACUUCUUACGAUUACUAUUAUUGAAGAAAAAGAAGAAAAAAGGAGAAGAAGAACAACAACAUGAUGCGUUUACUAUUUACCUUGGUCUCACUAACCAUUCUCAGUUCUACCCAGUGUAAUAAAAUAGACUACUAUCCAGCAAUGAGAGAUGAAGUGGCUAAUCUUUACAAGAAAAUCCACCCUUGGUCAUACAUCCCGUGGAACAUCAUCGAUUUACCUUUUCUCUACAAGGAACCGCCGCAGAAAACGUUACCUGAUUUUUCAAGUGAUGAAAUAUAUUUCGAUGUCGGUCUCGGCAAAAGAGGUUCACCUUUCUCUCUUGACAUUGCAAAGAGACGUGAAAAGCCGCUUUUGACUAAAGGAUUGCUUCUAAAGAAACUAGAAUUGCUUGCACAAAGAGCUCACCACCUCGAACUUCCUGAAGAUAAUGAUAAGAGAAGACAAAGUCUUGCACAUUCAUAGGGAAAUAUUUCGAAAGGAAAAUAGAAAAAUAAAACUAUGAUAUUUAACAGAAAAAAAA